UUAACAUGUCAAACGCUACCGGCUUCCCAAAACAUACACUCUCAGCUCAACAAAGUUUCUUCAAUACGUACCAAGGAGUGAAUUACUCGGAAGUGUCUUCAGAGUACGGGGAGGAUGACUACGAACCAUACCGACGGUUCAUGGUAGAUUCCCGGUAUUGGGUACAGAAAGUGCUGGUCCCCAUGGUCCUCAUUAUUGGAUUUGUCGGGAACACGGUAACCAUCUUGGUGCUGUCACGGCCUCGUAUGAGAAGUUCAACCAACACUUACUUGACGGCUCUCGCCACGUCCGACUUACUUUAUCUCUUCAGUGUAUUUACGUUAUCACUGAAGCAUCACCCGAAUAUGAGUCACCCAAGACACUGGGUCUACUGGCACUACUGCAAGUACGCCUACUGGAUUGCGGACGCCUCUAGCAGCACCUCCAUCUGGCUGACUGUGACCUUCACCAUAGAGCGCUACAUAGCGGUCUGCCUGCCCAUAUAUGGCAAGAUGAUGUGCACAGUGGGGAGGGCGCGGUGGCUAACAGUGGCAGUGUUUGUGCUGUGUUACGUGCUGACGGCGUCUACACCACACGAGUGGGUGGUCAUCACAGAGGCUGCUAUCAACACCUCCACCAACUCCACCAUCUACACCAUGAAGCUCGACUACAGUGACUUGGGCCAGGACGAGAUGUACCGGCACAGCUAUUAUUGGUUCAACGCGGUCGUCUUCAUCCUCGUCCCGCUGACACUGCUGGCAGUCUUCAACAUCUUCCUGAUCUCUGCCGUGCACAGCGCUGUAAAACAGCCUCCGGCAGCACACUCUCCCGCGUUCGCCAUCAUGCGAGGUCUGGGCAACAUCUUCAACCUGCUGAACGCUAUCAACGCGGCCGUCAACAUCGUCUUGUACUGCGCGUUCUCUGAUAAGUACAGGAGAACAUUCCUGAAGAUGUUCGUGCCAUGCGUGUUCCGUCGCAAGGCUCGCUCUCUCUCUUUCCUCACUACCGCCGGCGACCCGGACGCUCUUGGAGGCGCCGUGCCACAGGAGUAUGGACGAAGCUUCCGGCUGUCAUCACGCGUCAUGUCGGGCCGGUCCCUGAGGGCGGCAGGCAGCGACAAGAGUAGCCCGCACAGCAGCAGGAGCAGUUCAUUUAGGAGCAACAGACCUGCCGAGAACAUGUAUCGACUCACCGACAGGAAAACAAGCGGCGAUGGCUCCGGCCCAUCAGAGGGCGCCUGGGGCGGGCGACGCAAAAACUCCUUCACGUGCUCGCCAGUUGACAGGAGCGCGUCGUCUACAGCCUCCUACGACAGCAAGCAGGUUAAGCGCUUCUCGUUCGACCCCUCACCGACAAGCACUCCAGUACCGGAUUAUUUGGUGAUACCGGACAUCACCAUCACCACGACCAGCAUCACUACUACUACCAUCACCACACCAUCCACCGUCAACACCUCCCUAUCAUCACCACCCUCUGAUGAUCCCGCAGACGACAGAAGUAGAGAAGAAGUUUCUGUAUUUUACAUGUAUUCACCAGAGAACAUGAAAGCGAGUGAUCUCUAAUUAUUUGAACUCAUUAUUAUUGAAUCGUUUUUAUCAAUAAAGUAAUUUUUAUUUCUCAUAUUAACGAUUCAUCUGUUAAUUAUUGAACCAAACGAUAAACGUAGCCUAAAUCAAAUUCAGGCUACGGGUAGGUAAAGGAAUCCAUUAAAAAAUUUGGAAAUUUCAAUAACAUUCUGGAGACUAGUUGGUGAUGAAGCUGCAUCUUUGUAUUGUUUUACCUCAAAUGCUUUUAAAAUAUUCACCUACCUGCGAAAUUGAGUAUAUGUUUAGCGGAAGUAUGACAGAUACUACGAACUUUCUUAAUUCUGUGUGAAAAUCUGGUUUUAUCUAACUAUUUAAGUUUGAUUUAACAUCUAACUAACGUUCAAUGUGCAGACAAUAAUGAAACAUCAUUUAGGAGGCAAAACCACCGAUGCAAAAAAUGACACAUGACGAAAAAUUUUAAAAUUCCUAUUUUUUUGCUUCUACUUGAAAAGUUUGGAGGUUAACCUAUAUGAUCCUGUGGAGGUUCCUAAACACUUUAGGAAAGCAGGUCCUUUAGGGAAACUAGGCUAUUUAUUUCUCGUGCAUCGUUUAACGGGCUUGGAACGCUGCCGUUGAAAGUAGAUAAAUGAUAAACAUCUGAUAUAAGAAGCUUUCAAUUUAAUAUCUUCUUUAAUAUCUUCUUUCAAUGAUUUAAUAUAGUAAUUACGUUAUGUACUUGCAGAGACACCCUGAUCACGAGCUAAUGAAAUGCUAUUGUCAUUGGCUGUAUACACAAUGUAAGGAACACCGACCUGCUGUAAAAUAGCGGUAAAAUAUUUUCUAGCUCCUCUUGGAAAUUGUCCAUUCUGCGAGAAUUACAGAGCACCUGGAAAUGAAGCAAUCGGAAUACUUCUUAAAAUUUAAUAAGAGUACGAGAAAACGUCAUAAAUGAAUUGUUGUUCUGUGAAACUUUUAGUUAUCAAUUUUUAGGCAUAACACUAUUGAGCAUAGACCACAAGUAGCAAAUAAUUUAAAUAGAUUUUCAUCAUCCGAAAUUUGUGAUAUUUAAGGUUUUUUAUUCGUUCACUUUUUCACUGGAGAAUGCUGAUGAAAGGGUUUAUUUCAGAUAUUUGGACUCUGUGUUAUCAAUUUUAGGUUUAACUAUUGGCCAAUUUAAUAGGAAUAGCAAUGUUAUUGAUAUUCUGUAUGUAUACGUGUAUGCGUGUGUUUUUACAUAUGGCUUUGGUUUUUAAUUGAAAGAAACAAUAAUUUGUUCAAUUGUAUACGUGAAUUUGGCUCAAAAUUUUGAUUAAGAACAAUUGCUUCCUUUCUUUGUCAAUCAAAUGUAAAUAAUAUUUAAGACAACUUUAGGAUCGAAACAUACUAUAUCUUAAAGAUGUUUUGCGCAAGAUUAGAUAGCUCAGGGUAUAUAUUUUUUUACAUGUGUACAGGCCAUAAAAACGCAUCCUCCUUCUGAUAUCAGUCUUCUUAUCAGCAGUAAUCAUUAUAAUAUAUAAGUCAAUAUAAUGUGUAUUCUAUGUGGUCUACUGAUAGUCUAGUGAAAGAAAAACUGGAGCUUCUUCUGUAACUUUAAUGGAAGAGUCAAAAAGAAAAUUUCUGCAUUAAUAAUAAGUAGUUCAGUCAGAAUUUUUCUCCUAUCAUUUAGGUACAAGUUCUAUAAUCCCUGUUUCCUUCAUAGUUAAAUGUUAUUGAAAACUCUAAAUAAAAUAAGAUUCAUAAAACAUUCAUAACCAUGUAUCUGCAACCAAUGAAUUUAUUGAAUGUAUAUGAAUGUCAAUUUAAGGCGAAUAGAUAUGUAUUGAUAAAGUCGCACGCUAAAUAUGUAUGUAGGUUGAAUACGUAAGAAGAGGACUAAACAAAUUUUUAUCUAGCUCAAUAUUUCCAGUCAAUUUAAAAAAUUCUCGCUUCUUGCAAUUGGAUCUAUUUAGCGACUAAUGAAAUUAAAACCAAUAUGGAACUUUCUGAUGUUUGCCAGAAAUUUAGCUUAUUUUGCUCUUCAGAUUGCGGGUUGUGAAUUUUUCGGAUAGCUUCCAUAUUUAGACGUCACCAUAAAUCGGUGUAAUGUGCCAGUAUAUGUAUAUCAUAUGAUACUUGAGUACUAGAAGAUGUAAACUAGGUAACAUACCGCAAUAGAUGUUCUCAGUGUCAGUACAUAUUAACAUACCUAGUUUACAUGGAUGUUCUCAGUGUUAGUACAUAUGUUGCUCAAAUACGCCAGUGAACCUGAUUUUUAAUAUUCUUCUGCUGGUGUCACAGGACAGAAAAUUGCAGCAUUAUUCCUAAAAAUUUAUCGAACAUUUUUUUCGUUCAAGAAUCUGGCAACGAUUUACAAGUUGCCACGGGCAAUUCAUUUGACGCCGUAGGCAUACCAUUGGAUUCAUAAAGUUCAUUCACUUAUUUUAAUAGUUAUUUCCUCAUUAAGUUGAAUUUGAUUCAAAUAAUAGUAAUUAUCAACGGCUUCAAUAAUCUAGGUACCAAUGGGGGAAAAAAGUUAGAGCCACUGGCCUAAAUCAUAGCACUAGCGCUAUGGAGGUAAAACAUUUAUUUCCAUAACAUAUUUCUGUGUUUCCUAAGAAAGGAACUCGCCUUCUAUCAAUUAGAAAAGUGAGAUCCCGGGAAUGUUCUAUAUUCUAUGAAUAGGCGGUGUCUAUAAUAUACGCUCCGUAAUAGCUCAUUAUUAAACCAAGCAUUUCCUGAAACAUUCCUCUCUUUUUCUCAAAACGCACAUAUAUUACAAAAUCUUGUGUUAUGAAUUUCAAAAUGCUUUUAUUGAACAUUUGAUAAACGAAUCUUCGCUCUCCAAAAAAAUCCAUAGUAACAUAGUCAUUUUUCAAUCAUAAAAAUAAUAGAGUUAAUGGCCUAUUGCAUAAUUAAACAUGCACGUUGAUAAUUGGAAAUGUCGUAAUUCGUUUUCCAACAAUUAGAAUUGAUGGCUUCAAUUAUAUUAAGAUUGAAACGAACUUUCUUCCUUUGGGAUAUCAAAUCAAAAUAAGACGUAACGUUAAGUGACUUCUAUUUACUAGGGAAAUUUGUAGAGCACUAGCGAGUCAAUGGAUUAAUUAUUGAAAAUUUGUAUUACUGGACUUCGUUCGCUGGAAUUUAUGUUAUGAUGAAGUUGACUGCUGUACCCCGAGGAACCAACCUAUAUACUCGCUUCAUUCAAGUUAUCUUUUGAGUAAUUGAUUUAUUAGUUCAUCUUCAUUCAUAUAGGUAUUGUUAUUUCGUAC
This is a messenger RNA of Hyalella azteca, 4753 nucleotides long. Its product is annotated as FMRFamide receptor. Gene Ontology annotation, molecular function: G protein-coupled receptor activity. Gene Ontology annotation, cellular component: membrane. NCBI's taxonomy places the organism in Eukaryota, Metazoa, Arthropoda, Malacostraca, Amphipoda, Hyalellidae. Gene Ontology annotation, biological process: G protein-coupled receptor signaling pathway. Bases 6 to 1541 code for a protein of 511 amino acids. The transcript is spliced from 8 exons. The record is from RefSeq and is a predicted model, not a curated record.